AUGGCAAUCCCAACAGACAGAGCCAACACAAUCGGGUUCAUUGGCCUGGGUGCCAUGGGAAACCACAUGCUUCAUAACCUCGUGAAAAGAUACACAUCUCCUGGAGAUAGUAGUCAGACCGCAUUCGCCCUGUGCGACGUGAACGACGCCGCGGUAGAUAGCGUCAUCAAGCGACACAGCUUGGAGAGUCCUAAUGUUCCUUUCAUCAAGUGUCCCUCGCCAUAUGAAGUAGCCAAGCAAGCGUCAACGAUCAUCAGCAUGGUGCCAACGGGCAGGCACGUGCGGGAUGUAUACGUUGACGGAGAGAAGAGUGUCUUUAGCGCUCUCCAGACACUCAGCCAGGACCAACGCUCGGCGACCCUUUGCAUGGACCAAUCCACUAUCGAGCAGAGCGUCAGCAAGGCUGUCGCCCUGGAGCUCAGAAAAGCUGGUGCAGACAUGCUGGACGCCCCAGUGUCAGGAGGUGUUGUUGGAGCGGAGAACGGCACGCUCGCCAUCAUGGUUGGAGGCGAUAAGGCUUCCUUCGACCGCUCGGUCCCGGUUUUGCAGUCCAUGGCUCGCAAGGUCACUUACUGUGGUGAUCUCGGGGCUGGACUUGCGGCGAAGAUCUCUAAUAAAGAGAACUUUGAGAGAAAGAAACUCCCGACUGAUCAACUGGCGCUUUUCGCGCGUGUCCCUUCACAGCCUUCUACUUGGAAUCACUAUGCUUGGUCUAAGUGUAGCGAGGCAAUGCUUCUGGGUAAGAGGCUUGGAGUGGACCCUCAGGUGCUUGCAGAUAUUAUUAACAGUUCCACCGGCCGUUGCUGGUCCAGUGAGAUCAAUCAUCCUGUUCCUGAGGUAAAGGUCGGAGAAUCCAGUCCUCCAGCCCACCGCGGCUAUGAAGGUGGCUUCGUUACCAAGCUGGCCCAUAAGGAUCUCGCCCUAGCAGUGAAGGCCGCUGAGCAGGCCGGCGUUCCUCUCAACGUUGGACAAUGCGUAGAGAAGACGUACAGGCCAUUGGCGGAAACAAAGGAGUUUGGCGACCGAGACUUCAGUGUGAUAUAUGAGGCUCUCGACGCUCUGAAGUCUUCAGAAGGAAAGCCCAAGCUGUAG
This is a messenger RNA of Penicillium cosmopolitanum, 1092 nucleotides long. RefSeq names its product NAD(P)-dependent oxidoreductase. Gene Ontology annotation, cellular component: mitochondrion. Gene Ontology annotation, molecular function: NAD binding; NADP binding; 3-hydroxyisobutyrate dehydrogenase activity. Gene Ontology annotation, biological process: L-valine catabolic process. The record is from RefSeq and is a predicted model, not a curated record. The transcript is spliced from 7 exons. NCBI's taxonomy places the organism in Eukaryota, Fungi, Ascomycota, Eurotiomycetes, Eurotiales, Aspergillaceae. The coding region runs from base 1 to 1092 and encodes 363 amino acids.